Messenger RNA from Striga asiatica, 1869 nucleotides. The record is from the annotation of a GenBank genome assembly. NCBI's taxonomy places the organism in Eukaryota, Viridiplantae, Streptophyta, Magnoliopsida, Lamiales, Orobanchaceae.
AUGGAGUCGGCCGCGUUAUCCCAAAUCGGUCUCGCCGGCCUGGCCGUGAUGGGCCAGAAUCUCGCCCUCAACAUCGCCGAGAAAGGGUUCCCAAUCUCCGUCUACAACCGCACCGCCUCCAAGGUCGACGAAACCCUAGAUCGGGCCCGCCGCGAGGGCCACCUUCCCCUCUCCGGCCACUACAACCCCCGAGACUUCGUCCUCUCCGUCAAGCGGCCCCGCUCCAUCAUCAUCCUGGUCAAGGCCGGCGCCCCCGUCGACCAGACCAUCGCCGCCCUCUCUGCCCACAUGGAUCCCGGCGACACCAUCGUCGACGGCGGCAACGAGUGGUACGAGAACACCGAGCGCCGCGCGGCCGACGCAUCCGCCGCUGGCCUGCUCUACCUGGGGAUGGGAGUCUCCGGCGGCGAGGACGGCGCCAGAUACGGUCCAUCCCUGAUGCCCGGAGGUUCCCACCAGGCCUACCUGAACAUCCAAGGCAUACUCCAAAAGGUUGCAGCCCAGGUCGACGACGGGCCCUGCGUAGCCUACAUCGGGUCUGGCGGGUCGGGCAAUUUCGUCAAGAUGAUACACAACGGGAUCGAAUAUGGCGAUAUGCAGCUGAUUUCCGAGGCGUACGAUGUUCUCAAGAACGUGGGAGGCUUGCGAAAUGAAGAAUUGGCCGAGAUUUUCGGAGAGUGGAACCGUGGGGAGCUCGAGAGCUUCUUGAUCGAGAUCACGUCCGAUAUAUUCAAGGUGAAGGAUGAAGAAACUGGAAAAGGGCAUUUGGUGGAUAAGAUUCUGGAUAAAACCGGGAUGAAAGGGACCGGGAAAUGGACUGUGCAGCAGGCAGCCGAGCUCUCGAUAGCAGCACCCACCAUUGCCGCCUCACUCGACAGCCGGUACAUGAGUGGUCUGAAAGAGGAAAGAGAGGCUGCAACCGAGAUUUUCAAGAACGAGGGUUUGAAAGAGGAAAUCGACAAUGUGGGCUCGGUGGAUAAGAAGAGAUUGAUCGAUGAUGUUAGGCAGGCUUUAUACGCAUCAAAGAUUUGCAGUUAUGCGCAGGGGAUGAAUUUGCUGAGGGCAAAGAGCAUGGAGAAAGGUUGGGGCUUGAAUUUGGGUGAGCUUGCCAGGAUUUGGAAAGGCGGGUGUAUUAUUAGGGCCGUUUUCUUGGACAGGAUUAAGCAAGCUUACCAGAGAAACCCGGAGCUUCCGAAUUUGUUGGUUGAUCCUGAAUUUGCUCGGGAGAUGGUUCAGAGGCAGGCGGCUUGGAGAAGGGUCGUUGGUUUGGCCAUUCAGAGGGGUAUUAGUGUUGCCGGAAUGUCGGCAAGCUUGCAGUAUUUUGACACGUAUAGGCGUGGGAGGCUGCCGGCUAACCUUGUGCAGGCUCAAAGAGACUAUUUUGGGGCGCAUACUUACGAAAGGGUUGACCGUUCGGGGGCUUAUCACACCGAGUGGUCAAAGCUUGCUCGGAAAGCCAAAUUAUAUCAUCACUCUAUUCAGCAUUUGGUGGAUAAGAUUCUGGAUAAAACCGGGAUGAAAGGGACCGGGAAAUGGACCGUUCAGCAGGCAGCCGAGCUCACUCGACAGCCGUUACGGAUGAAUUUGCUGAGGGCAAAGAGUAUGGAGAAAGGUUGGGGCUUGAAUUUGCUGAGGGCAAGCGUACCAGAGAAAUCCAGGUCUUUCGAAUUUGCUCGGGAGAUGGUUCAGAGGCAGGCAGCUUGGAGGCGGAUCGUUGGGUUGGCCAUUCAAAGGUGUUGCGGGAAUUAUUUUGACACGUACAGGCGUGGGAGGCUGCUUGCUAACCUCGUGCAGGCCCAAAGGGACUAUUUUAUGAAAGGUGGUCAAAGCUUGCUCGGAAAGCCAGAUUGUAGGGUGGAGAUUGGAGAA